Molecule: messenger RNA, 1116 nt
Organism: Capsicum annuum
Lineage: Eukaryota; Viridiplantae; Streptophyta; Magnoliopsida; Solanales; Solanaceae
Product: E3 ubiquitin-protein ligase RSL1-like
Exons: 3
Coding region: 1-933 (310 amino acids)
Biological process (GO): ubiquitin-dependent protein catabolic process; positive regulation of proteasomal ubiquitin-dependent protein catabolic process; protein polyubiquitination
Cellular component (GO): cytoplasm; ubiquitin ligase complex
Molecular function (GO): ubiquitin protein ligase activity; zinc ion binding; ubiquitin conjugating enzyme binding
Source: RefSeq, a predicted model, not a curated record
AUGUCUACAAUCACAACUCAAGUCAUUGAUUGUGCUACGGCGAAUAACUCUCUUGAGACUUUCAGCCCUUUGUAUCAUCACCCAUCUGAUUCCUCCGGUACGCAACUUGUAAAUUCAAUAUUUUAUGAGAAAGGAUAUGCCGGUUGGAGUCGGGCACUUGUCAUAGCUUUGUCAGCUAAAAACAAGCUCAGUCUCAUUGAUGGUACGUUAUCUGAACCUGCUGUUUCUACUGCUCGGCACAAACUUUGGUCCAGGUUCACAAAUCCAAAAUCAUCUGUUCAUAUAAAUGUCUACAAUGACAUUUUCAUGUGUGAUAUUUGUGCUGAUGAGAAAUUUACAAGUACUGAUAUGUUCAAAAUUAUGGAAUGCAGUCAUUCUUAUUGCAAGAAUUGCAUUGCUAAGUACAUAUCCUCAAAACUCCAAGAGAACAUUUCUCGAAUUUCGUGCCCCGUUACGGCGUGUAACGGGGAAUUGGAACCGCAAAGUUGUGGUUCCAUUUUGCCUUAUGACGUGUUCGUUAAGUGGGGAGAUGCGUUGUGUGAGUCGAUGAUUUUGGUGUCUGAGAAAUUUUAUUGUCCGUUUAAGGAUUGCUCCGCACUUUUGAUUGAUGAAUGCGCGGGCGAAAAUAUGGUUAUCGAUCAAUCGGAGUGCCCGGAAUGUAGGAAGUUAUUUUGUGCAAAGUGUAAAGUUCCAUGGCAUUCGGGAUUUGUGUGUGAAGAAUUUGACAAGUUGAACAAUGAUGAAAGGGAGGUUGAAGGUUUACAACUUAUGAAACUUGCAAAGAGUCAAGGAUGGCAAAGAUGUCCAAGUUGUAUGAUGUAUGUUGAGAAAUCUGAAGGUUGUUUACACAUGAUAUGCAGGUGUGGAUGUGAAUUUUGUUACAACUGUGCAACUCACUCAAAUGGAUAUUUCCGAGACUUCUUGAUUGGCUAGUUGUAAAUAGCCGCGGGGCUAUGGAACAAAUGAUUAUCUCGGACCUUGGUUCUUAGAAGACAUUUACUUUACUUUUCGAAAAUUUAUCAGACCUAGGUGUAAUUUGCAAUUUGUGUUCCCAACGUAUGAUCGUUUUGUGAUCUACACUGGGCAUGUUGUUGUGGUCAUUGUCGUGGAAUUUGA